AUGCAAAUAGGAACCUCCUCGGCUUUAAACGGCGACUUCACCACCACCGCAACAAAAUUCCAGGACAAUUUUCGAAACGACGCUGGUUACACCUCCGAUAUCUUCCCUCUCUCUCAAGCCUCCCUUUCUAUAAACAACUCUCGCUUCAUAAUGCAACACCAGGACCUCAUAAACCGAAGCGCUCUCUGCCUCGCGCGCCUCCGUGAGGUAACUGUCGAAAUGGAGUCUCUCCGCCAAGAGAACACCACUCUUCGAUCUGUCAACCGCGAGCUCAACAAUCACCUCAGCGUCCUCAUCCGAGCCUCACUCCACCAACACUACGACGAUUCUACAAUGAAACCGUUUGUCAUUGAUCGUGGUUUUCGCAAUUUGUGCAACAUCAGCGGCGGAGACGGUGGUGGUCAUGACAUGUACGAUGAGGAUGAAAGUCCGACGAGCGUGAUGGAGACAGGGAGCGAUGACAUGGAGAGGAUUUCAUUGCCUAAAAGUAUUUCGGUGAGGUCUAAUAGCUGCUCGAAGUCGAAGAUGAAUCAGCAGCACGCGGGUAGUGCUAGUGUGACUCGGAGCAUGAUCACUCGACCAAGAACAGCGAGUCCACUCAAUACUGCGAAGGUUUACGUGCGUGGAGGCAAGAAUGAGGAGGAGGAGCCGCCACUUGAGCUGGAAGUUUAUAAUCAAGGAAUGUUCAAAACAGAGUUGUGCAACAAAUGGCAGGAGACAGGGGCUUGCCCAUACGGUGACCAUUGCCAGUUUGCUCAUGGAAUUAAGGAGCUCCGCCCUGUCAUCCGUCACCCUCGCUACAAGACUGAGGUCUGCAAAAUGGUCGUCGCUGGUGAUGUGUGUCCUUAUGGCCAUCGCUGCCACUUCCGCCAUGCCCUCACUGAGCAGGACAGGUUAAUUAGCCACAUCAAGCCCAGGACAAGCAAGCUUGACAGAUAA
Dovyalis caffra is the source of this 939-nucleotide messenger RNA. NCBI's taxonomy places the organism in Eukaryota, Viridiplantae, Streptophyta, Magnoliopsida, Malpighiales, Salicaceae. The record is from the annotation of a GenBank genome assembly.